Messenger RNA from Pelodiscus sinensis (Chinese soft-shelled turtle), 1569 nucleotides. Its product is annotated as interleukin-8-like. The record is from RefSeq and is a predicted model, not a curated record. NCBI's taxonomy places the organism in Eukaryota, Metazoa, Chordata, Testudines, Trionychidae. Gene Ontology annotation, biological process: chemotaxis; immune response; defense response. Gene Ontology annotation, molecular function: chemokine activity. Gene Ontology annotation, cellular component: extracellular region.
CUCCGACAUCAGAAACCAGAGAAAAAGCAAGCUCUACUUCCUCACAAGCAGAGGCAGAAGACAGAAGGAAACCUCCCUUCUCAUCAUGAACGGAAAAGUCCUUGUCGCUGGCUUGGCUCUUUUCCUGCUCUACGCAGCGGUGGCAGAAGGGAUGAGCCUGUCCCAGACGGCCAGUGAUCAAUCCUGCCAGUGUAUCAGCACAGACUCCAAGUUCAUCCCCCCCAGAAGGAUUCAGGACGUGACGCUGACCCAGAGUGGCCCUCACUGCCAGAACAUGGAAAUCAUUGCUACUCUGAAGGACGGCAGAGAAGUGUGUUUGGAACCCACCGCUCCAUGGGUGAAGCUGAUCGUUAAGGCAAUUUUGGACAAAGCUCAAGCCAAUGGUGAAACAAUGCUGUAAGAAAAGCCAAAGAAGAAAAACCACUGCUGUUCUCCAGUUUCCUCAUGAAGGAAACAUCUCUCUGAAAAUGCUGGCUAGUCUGUAAGCAUUCUGUCUCCUUCUGCUAGCACCAUCUAUUCAUUCAUUUACUGAGAAGCAUCGUUAAGAGACUUUUUAAAAAAUGUCUUCUAGAAUAUGGGACUUUGGAAAGCUGAGAAAACUGGAUAGGGAAAAGUGAUUUGCUGAUGAAAUGAAGACUUGUUGGAAAUGAAAUAACAGACGCUGUUAAGACACGGUUAUUUGGAAAAAAAACCCUUCUCUCGAAAUAACCCUUAUUCCCAGGGCUCAACAAUUAAUGUAAUCUACACGCCCAUGUUUAGUAGAUUUUAGCCUGGCGUGGCCAAGCAGAGCAGUUAGCGCAUGCACAGCGCGUGGAAGUGCGUGGCUUGCGAGCGAGGCUUGCUGUUGUUUGGCGAGUCCUGCUUAUUCCUCAUACAACGAGGUUUACCAGUUAUUUUGAGAGAAAGGUUUUCUCUUGAAGUAACCACGUCUUAACAGAAUAUGGGUAUGUCUACACAGCAAAGUUAUUUCGAAAUAACAGCCCUUAUUUCCAAAUAACUUUCCUAGCAUCUACGCAGCCAAACUGCUAUUUUGAAAUAAAUAAGCGGGUGCUUAUUUUGAAUUUGGUAAACCUCAUUCUACAAGGAAUAACGCUAAAUUCGAAAUACCUAUUUUGAAAUAAGUGCUGUGUAGACACUUAUUUCAAAAUAGGGUGCCUCCAGUAUUCCGAGGGAGCCCUGGUGGCCACUCUGGCCUCCACCAAGAACACUCCACUCCCUCCCCCGCUCCCUGGAGCCCUUAAAGGGGUAGGCUGUGGCCACAGUGCCUGUUCCACCUCCAAGCCUGCCAGCCCAGAGCCAGCAGUCACUGCCCCUAACCCAGUGGUCCCAAAACAUGAGCUAGCAAGCCACUGGCAUCAGCCCUCCACCACUCCCCAGGAGCAAUCUGCCAGCUCCCAGGAGCUUGCCAGGUCCAGGAGAACGUGGGCGUCUUCCUGGUCUAGGGUGGAGAUCAUGGACCUUAUUCAGGUUUGGGGGGGUUGCCCCCAAUGUCCAUGAUCUCUGCACUAAAUGGAGGAGUGCGGCCGUCUAUGGCAGGAUAGCUGCCAGCCUGGCCACCAAAGGCCACAA